GUCAGUGCGUGUGUGACUCCCUUUGAACAGACGUCUCUUUGCAGGGAUGGGGAAAGACAUCGACAACGGCGAACUGCAAACGUUAGAGGAGAGGACUGAAAUUCCAGAAUGCAGUAGAAAAACAAAGGCUGCUCCAGCAUUCGAGGAGGUCCUGGACGCCAUUGGGUCCAGGGGCAAGUUCCAGACGAGGCUGAACAUCGUCUUCGUUUGCAUUGCCUCAUGCUUCGACAUGAUGAGUCUCAACGUGUUCUACCUGGCUAUGCAGACUCCUGAUCACUGGUGCUACGUCCCUGGCAGGGAGCUUUCCAACCUUUCGAUUGAGGAGUGGAAGAACCUCACCAUACCGAGGUUUGUAGUGGGAAGGGGCCUCGUUCAGCAAGUGCCUGAUGUACAACCAGAGCGAUGUGACUGA
Molecule: messenger RNA, 412 nt
Organism: Schistocerca piceifrons (Central American locust)
Lineage: Eukaryota; Metazoa; Arthropoda; Insecta; Orthoptera; Acrididae
Exons: 3
Coding region: 47-412 (121 amino acids)
Source: RefSeq, a predicted model, not a curated record